AGAAAGUUGAUGAGCGGCAUUGAUGGCGGUUGAUGGGACGUCAGUCAAAAUUCUGAAUCCCAUCAAGGGAGGACACAGAGACCUCUGCUUCUGAGGAUGAGCCAGAAGAGCCAGAGCCAGGAGGUUCUACAGACCGUCUCCCAGCUGUGGCCAGUACCAUGCCCUUCCAAAAGUACCCAGUGACAUAUCAAGAUCCAAAGAUGAGGGUCCUGUUCAGCCAUGUCUGGCCAAAUUCCCAUUUUGCUACUUCUCACCAUAACCGAAGAAUUAUGCUGUUCUGAACCUGCAUAAGACUCCGAUUGAAAUUGAUUGUUUGAGAAACACAUUCACUGGCAUAGUCUGUGGGCCCCCUGAAAUAGCCUUGGCCACCCUCUGGCCACCCCAAGGUUAAAAGUCUAGCUCCGCCACUGCACACUGCAGGUCAAUCUGCUUUGAUUCUGACUGCGAGAGGAAUAAAUUCCAGCCUAAAAGCCAGUCUAUUGUCGUGUACCAGAACACAACGCAGUGUAGUCGGAGCCUGCAGACCAUUCUGGCUACAUACUCACCGGAGAAACUGUGCGCAGCGCAACCACGCUUCAGAAUUUUUAGAGAUAUUCUGUUGCAAGAUUCAGUAAAAAAUGGCCGAUCAGCAGCUUUUCAGGGCUCGCCGCAUGUUUGUGGCCAAGAUCUCAACCCCUGUUAUGGCGGAUCUCUUGAAUGACCUUUUGGCUGAUAGAAUCUUAAAUGAAAGAGAGAGAGAGUGGGUAUUUGAGGAGCACCUGGCCAGAGCAGACAGAGCAUCAUGCCUCAUAGACAUGGUGAGGAGGAAAGGGGCCAGUCAGGAGCUGAUCACUAACCUGAAGAACAUAGACCUUCUACUCCACAAUGUCCUGUUUCCGCCUGUUGGACAAGCUGAUGAGGCAGCUGAAGAGCAGGAUCCACCGAUAUCCCCUGUCCUCAUCCUCUGUGAUGAAAACUUCAAGACACACAUCCAAAGAACUGAUAAACUUGCUUACCCUGUGAUGCCCAAGUCCAAUAGGACGCGUGUGGCCCUGCUAAUCAAUGUUCGGAAUUUUGUCAACAAGAAGUGGAUAAGGGAAGGAUCUGAGAAAGAUGAUGCUGCAAUGGCGACUCUGCUCACUGCUCUGGGAUACAGAGUGGUGAGACCUGAAACUGGUGAACCCAGGAAAUACACUGGAGAGGACAUUGACAAGGCUGUGAAGGACUUCGCUCAGCUUCCUGACCUGUCCCAGACAGACAGUGUCAUCGUGGUCAUCAUGUCUCAUGGGAAAAAGGGGGCUGUCUAUGGCAGCCGCGGGAAGGCACUGAAUCCCAAUGAAAAAGAUGACUUGUUCCCCACUGACAAUAUCUUUGAGUACUUGAAUGCAAAGAACUGUCCUGCACUACGGGACAAACCAAAGGUCAUCAUCAUCAACGCCUGCAGAGGAGGAAAUGACGGAUCUACGGCUGCUAAUAAAAGAGAUGGUGCCUCUGCUCCUGCACCCACACCAGGCUCACACAGGCCUGCUGAUACAGAUGCCUUGGAGGAAGAUGACAUCAAAGUACACAUAGAGAAAGACUUCAUCGCUUUUCUUUCCUGCACUGCUGGAAAUGUUUCCUGGAGGCAUCCAUUCUUUGGGUCUCCUUUCAUCCAGUACCUUGUUGAGGUAUUCAACACCUUUUCCCACAAGGAUCACCUUGAGGAACUGUUCACCAAGGUCAUUAACCGCUUUGACCAAGGUCCCCCUCCAGCCAUAAUGCAGGUGCCAGUCAAAGACAGAUGCAGUUUAUCAAAGCACUUCUACCUCUUCCCAGGCCUUUGAGACACCAUGCACUAAGUAAUACGGAUUUCCUUUCCACAGUCCGCUCUAUGGCCCUCUAACUCACUAACUCUAACAAACAUUGCUAAAAUGUGCUCCUUUUUGUCUUUCCAUGAUAUUGAAUGAAUAGCGCUCGGUUUGCCUCAGCCGAGCUGCUGUAGACUGUUCAUAGCAAUUCCAAAAUGCAAAAGCUGUGAGGUUAUUUACUAAGCCUUCUCACCUUUCUUUAGUCACAUCUGAAAUCCAGAGGAGACUGCGCCUUUUUCAUUUUAUUGUUAAUUUUUAUAUUGUCAUACCUGCCCAGGGACUACAGGUGGAAAUUAGCAACUGUUGCUAUAACCUGGCCCAAGACAUCUUCUCUUGUCCUACAAGAUUAAUUUGUGCAUUGUCCCUGUUUCAAAUAAAUAAAUUCCUGUCCUAUCCCAUUAAACCCCUUACUGCCUGAAUUUAUUU
Molecule: messenger RNA, 2252 nt
Organism: Myripristis murdjan (pinecone soldierfish)
Lineage: Eukaryota; Metazoa; Chordata; Actinopteri; Holocentriformes; Holocentridae
Product: caspase-1-like
Exons: 12
Coding region: 618-1802 (394 amino acids)
Biological process (GO): regulation of apoptotic process; proteolysis; regulation of inflammatory response
Cellular component (GO): IPAF inflammasome complex; NLRP3 inflammasome complex; AIM2 inflammasome complex
Molecular function (GO): cysteine-type endopeptidase activity
Source: RefSeq, a predicted model, not a curated record